Penaeus chinensis is the source of this 985-nucleotide messenger RNA. Its product is annotated as keratin, type I cytoskeletal 9-like. The transcript is spliced from 2 exons. Lineage: Eukaryota; Metazoa; Arthropoda; Malacostraca; Decapoda; Penaeidae. Bases 51 to 830 code for a protein of 259 amino acids. The record is from RefSeq and is a predicted model, not a curated record.
AUGUAGCAUAUAAAAGGGAGAACUUGGAGCGGGAAAACAUUACUUCCAACAUGAAGCUCCUGGUCUUAAUCUCAACACUCGUGGCCACGUCGUUAGCCGCACCUCAGGGCUACAGUCUGGGUACGCCCUCAGGACCAAGUUUUGGAACUGGAGGUCCGGGUCCAGGAAUUGGCUCAGGAGGAUGCGGUCCCGGACAGGUGCUGCAUGUCGACGGCAGGUGUGUCACUCCACGCGUCAACCGUAAAGUUUACUUAUAUGACGCGCCACCAGCACCACCAAUUUCCCACGGUCCUCCUCCUUACAUCCCUGAGCCAACAAUAGACACAAAUAUUGUGUUCAUCCGAACUCCUGAAGGAGGACAAGGACCAGAUCCCAUCGUCAUACCUCCACCACAGCAGAAACAGGUCGUCUAUGUACUCAACAAACAGACACAACAGGGACAGGAAGUGAUUGAAGUGCCAGCACCACCAGGAACCAGUCCUGAAGUUUACUUCGUGAACUACGCUGACGGCGAGAACCCUGUUCUUCCCAGCGGUGUUGACCUUCAGAGUGCCUUGAAUGCAGCUUCCCAGGGAGGCGGUCAAGUGAUUGGUGGCGGUGGCGGAAGUGUCGGCGGUGGUUUCGGAAGCAGCGGAGGUGUAGGCGGUGGUUUUGGAGGCGGAUUUGGCGGUGGAUUUGGAGGUGGUGCUAUAAGCGGAGGUUUCGUAAGCGGUGGCGAUAGUGGAGAAUUUAUUUCUGGUGGAAGUAGCGGUGGAUUUAUCACAGGAGGUGGUUUCGGUGGAGGCUCCAGCGUUGUCUCCACUCCAUCAAAUCUUUACAGUACACCAUAGGGUUUUCCAUCUGAACAUCUUAAUUUCAUAUGCUUUAAGACAACAUGUUAACUAUAUGACUUUAUAAACUUUACAUUCUUGAAUCCUAAACAAGAAUUAUUUCGACUUAUGGAUGUGUAUACUGUAUAUAUUAUUCAAAUAAACAAAAGAAGAUA